This is a messenger RNA of Histoplasma capsulatum G186AR, 1952 nucleotides long. RefSeq lists its product as uncharacterized. NCBI's taxonomy places the organism in Eukaryota, Fungi, Ascomycota, Eurotiomycetes, Onygenales, Ajellomycetaceae. The transcript has a single exon. The record is from RefSeq and is a predicted model, not a curated record. The coding region runs from base 1 to 1644 and encodes 547 amino acids.
AUGUUCAACCAGCACAUUAAUAUGCAGCCUCUGCAUGAUGUUACCGACAAAGAGGGACAAGAAGCAGCAUUUGCCAGUGGUGUCAACACCCUCUUUGAUGCAGGAACACCCUGCAAAGCGUUGCAGACUCGUAAUCUGCGCAAUGGAAUGUUAUCCUUUCAUCCAGGCCAAGCGUUGGAACUGGGUGAUAAGCAAAAUUUUGGCCCCAGUCAUAGCUAUUCAGAAUUCGGAGACCCGGGCCCUGAUUUGGAAGUUAUGUUUCAUGGCAACAAGGAUGCUAGUCUAUUCACAUCUUCAUCAUCUUCACCUCUCCACCAUAUAUACAACAAGAACAGCCCCUCGUCUUCAAGUGAACCUCGCCAUCACGAAUUAAAUAACCCUAGAGCAUCGAUUCGCAAACAUCGCGCACACUUGGACUUGAUGCACUCCCCAGGGAACGCAAGCCUUGACAUGGCCUACCAGAGCUCGUGGGCGAACCGCUUUCAGGCCUUCAACAUCCAAGCUCACGAUUACCAAAUCGCUCUCCCUCCAACAUCACCGCUGAAGCCAGAGCCAUCUGAAAACAUAGCACGUUUAACUGAGGGAGAGAGCAGCUUGCAAAACAAUCACCACGACGCAGAAUCUACCUACUCGCAGUCUCCCAUGGUUAACCACUCCCGACAUACGCCAAUUUCGGGUCCUUGUACAGAUCAAGGGAUGAGGCAUAUUUACGUCGACCAACAGAGACCUGCAACGUCAGCCAGUCCGAUUUCUCCGCCCAGCCAUCAUAUUAUCCGUUCCCAGCACUCGGAGCCGUCGUCUAUGUCUUCGUGGAAUAGUGAAUCUAUUGAUGCACCCUCCUUCCAUUACUCAACAGACCUUCAAACACCCGAUGGCCAAACUUGGUGGCAAGCACCAGAAGCCACAAACAGGGACUUACAUUCUUACUCUCAGAGUCCUUACCAACCCAUGGUCGUAGCACCAACCGCCCAAAAACCACCAACUCAUCAGGCACGAGUAUUGCAAGGUACCAGCAUGAUGCACAUGGGGCAGUCUACAGAUAUUGGAUCAGCAAGGGAACCUCCGUUUCCCCCAUCUGCUGUAUCUUGUCCGGAAGAUAUGGCUUGUGCACCUUUUACACCACUUGCGCCAGCACAUGAUGCCAUCUCGCGAAAUUCCCCAUUGGAAACCUCGAACCAACGUCAAUACGCACCACCGUCUCACAGCCAUCCCGUGUCCCUAGCCAGCAUCAAAUCUCCAGGCCUACCCUUACGAUCAACAUCCGCCAACCCAACCCACGGGUUGCUAAAGGCAAAGCCAGAAAUACGUCCGCACGACAAACACCAACACCAACGCAAAAGUCAUAUCCGCAAAACCUCCGGCAUCUCUACACAUUCGCAAAGGAGUAUUAAAGGGACUCCUAUAACUCCAAACAGUAAUACAAACCCAAUCAUCAAACGUCCAUUGAGUGUCUCCUUCGUCAACUUUACCCCUGAGGAUAGCCAAAAACUCUUGACCGGCGUGGCACCAAGCGGAAGCUCAAAGACUAAAGCCAGGAGAGAGCAGGAAGCACGCGAAAAACGACGGAAACUCAGUGAGGCAGCUUUGCUUGCGGUUAAGAGAGCUGGUGGUGAUGUUGAAGCGUUCGAGGCAGUUUUCUGCUGAAAAUUGCCAGGAAAGCAAAUGGUACUGCCCAGCCGCUACACUCACCAACCUUUAACGUAUAAGUAUAAUGAUUAUGUGCACAUGAAGACUAAGAUGGAGACGAAAUAGUUUAUAUCAUAGAAGGGUGAAAAUAUUUGUUUGUAUUAUUUUGCUAUAACUUUACCUUUAGUUGUGAUCCAUUACUUGUCAAUUGUAGUUUCUGCUCAUCUGGUUGGUUGCCAUUUUGUUGUUUGUUGGGCAAGUACAGCAGUGCAUUUGAUGCUGCUGAUACCAGGUCCCCACGGCGUUUUAUAAUAUCCCUUACUCGC